AUGAGGCAUGUCCCUAAGAAAUUAACGGACUGUCCGGAGAAUCUCCGUGAGUCCAUCGACUGGUUGAUCCAGGUUAGGCAUGGGAAUGGUAAGAAUGGUGAUGGUCUUACCAAGUUGUCUCAAGCUUUGAAAAAGUUGAUUGAGGAGGCUAUAGGUAAAGCUACUAAGUCCCUCCAAGCCGAAAAAUCUAAACUUGAAUGCCCUGUUAAGUACAAGGGAAAUGAGUCCACUUGCCAGUUCUACCAGAAGAAAAUUGAAGAAAUUAACUCUCAACAACCUCCAGAAUCCGGUAAGUCAAAAAAUGGUUUUACUAGACAGGACCUUGAAGAAGCUAAAAAACGCUGUGAAUCUAACCACACUUAUUACCGUGACGGUUCCAAGCAGAAAGCGUAUGAUGAAAUUACUGAGCGUCAGAAACAACUUAAAGAACUUGAAAGUAAGCUUACUAAAUUCACUGAAGAACUCAAUAAAGACGGUAAUAAUAAUAUUUUAACGCAUUUAUGUGACGGCCUUCAGACUUUCCUCGGCUUCAACUCUGCUACGAAAGGCUACGACGGCAGUGGCAUUGUGUACUCUGACCUUGACAGGCUGUGCGACGGGGUGAUGGCGUUUUUGAGUGGUGUGCUUGGUGCGGUGAAAAACGAAAAUGAAGUUGAAACAUACGACAAACAUCUUAAUAAAAGACUUAAUGAAGUACUAAAAGAGGUAAAUAAUAAAAUUGGCUCCGGGCGUACUGGGCUUGCGGCGUCUGUCGGCGCGGUGAAGGGGUGGUUGGAGGGGUAUGAGGGGGAAGUAAAAAAGAGAACAGAAAAUGUUGUUGAUAACAUAGGCAAAUUAAUAAUAAAUUUAAAUAGCCAUAGUAAUGUAGUAAACUCUAAAAAAGUCGAUAACCUUGAAAAACAGUUGGAGUCAUGGAACUCCACGGUGUCAGACAUCGCUCGUGAAAUUGAGGUGAUUGAAGAAGAAAAAAUAAGUAAGCUAGAUAAAGCUCUCAAAAUCAAAAUUAACAGUGAAAUUAAAGUAGUUAAGACAUCUGUGAAACUGCUUAAAGACAGUGCUCUCAAUGUUGCGUUGGUUAGGAAGGUGAAGGAUGUGGACGAGGCACUCAGGAACAAGGAGGAAGAAAUUAAGUGGAAAUUGAUGCAGGCAUUUUCGGAUGUUGGUAAACGUGUGCAGUCGUUGGAGACAUGUAAAGAUCAACAAAUUUGGCUUGUGAAAAAGACUAUAGAGAAGGCUGACGCUUUCUUAGACAGAUCAUUUUACACGGAAUAUAUAUACAAAAUUUUGGCGUCUUUCAAUCAGAUAGAGAGUGAAGUUAAGAAUGUCUAUAAAAGCUUGAAUGCUAAUAAAGGGGUGCUUGUCACCUUAGUUGGUGAGGCUAGGAGUCUCUCGGGUGCGAUUAAAAAUGGAGUUAAAAAAGGUUCUGACAGCCGAGGCGAUCUCAGCUUACAGCAUCAGUGGAGUGAUUUCAAAGAACAUGUUACAACGCUUGUUAAGGAACUCAACGGUACGGAUCGCGGUCAUCCAGGUCCCAAUAUAAAUGGGCUAUUUCACGAUAUUGAGUACGGUAUCGAGACGUAUGCCAAACAGUUCGAGAAUACGAGGAAUGGUGAGACGGGAUUCAAUGGUUUAGUGCAAAAAUGGCUGACGGAGCUAUUGCAAAGUGUAACGAUUACUGCCGCGCUGGGAGAUUACGUUAAGGAUAACAAGAAGGCGAACAUGGAAACCAUUUUUGACAACGUAGAGGAGGGAAUUAUGGAAAUUGCUAAGGCGAUUGCUGGGUUGCUUAGUACAGAGAUUGAGGCUGCCAUUGGAGCAGCAACUGCUGCAGCUAAAAGCGGCGAAAACGGGAUAGAGAGGUACGUUAAUGCUAUCAGUGCUUGCUGCAGUACAUUUGCAGGAAGGCUUGAAGCGAGAAUAACCGAAGACAACCCAGUAGCUUCCACAGGUACUAAGUAUGCUCUUUUCCGUGACAUAGCCACAGCAAUGGAUACUUCGAUUAAGAGGACAACGAAGACGCCAAUCAAUAAAGACAAAUCUCAACUAUCGCACACUAUAGAACUCUUACUCCACAAACUAGUUGUCGCUGCGAAACAAACAGGGACAGAACUUUUGGAAUUCACCGGUAUGGCCAAUGAACUUGAUGUAGACUCUGACGGUAAGCAGCGGUAUGAUCUUGGCAAAAAUCUCAACGAUGCUAUGGAUAAGGUUGGAGGGAUUUGGGCGCAGCUCAAAAGCGGCGCUGGACAUCAGAUUGACACAGCAUUGGACUUGGUGAUUGCUAAGAUUGGUGAUCUUGAAAAAUUGUUACAGAAUACAAAUGGUCAAAUAAGCUUAAAGAUUGAAGACAUUCAAGAUAACAUAAACAGGCUUGAAAAACUGCAAAAUCGUAGAGAAGAUGGACGCAACAGAGAAAGUGAUGUGGUCAUAGACAGGAAAGGAGAGGAGGCCGAUAGGCUUAUGAAAGAGUUGAAAAUAGACCUCAAGCACAAACUCAACGAAAUUACUGUAGCUGUAAGCAAUGCGGGUUACGCAUUAGACACCGCCAUUCAAUCACUCCUAACCACCCUCAACAAAUCUAAAGAUCUAUGUUUACAAUCCGUCACCUCCGCCUUCACCACCGUCACCUCCGAGGUCCGCGCCCUCUUCUCCGACGCCCACAAAGCCGACCUGGCUGCGCUCAAGACGCUCGUCGACGGGCAGAAGGCGGAGAUUGAGAGGAUCAUUGAGCAUGAUAAACAUAAUGGUCUGAAAGGUCUGUUGAUUGAUAAAAUUAAGGAGGAAACGCACAGUAAACUUGAUGACUUUAUAAGAAUCGCUGCUACUCCAAUUGCGCAUGGUGCUCACCAGUCCCAGUUGUUCACGGAAAUGUCAGAGAAAUUCCAGUGGUAUUCUAAAUCCAUCUUAGAUUACAUCAGAUUCCAGCUGCGAACUCCUCCAAAAAUCCCGGGGCAGGAAUCAGAGCCCAGCGAGGUGUCCAUAAAGGUUGGAAGCAUCAGACUCAGUCUUGACAGAUUGCUCGACCACCUCGAAAAACCGAAAUUAUACGCCUACGAUCACAAAUUCGUCGACUUACUCAAAGAUCUUAAUGACCUCGUUACCGCUUUACACCCCUCAUCUUUCGCCGACUCCCCCUCCCCCCUCCUCGCCCCCCUCAAGACCGGCCUCUCCGCCUUCACGCAGCAACUCGGCCACGCGUACGUGAACAGGUAUAGUGGGAAACAAUUCCGGGGUCAAUUGGUUGAAACUAAGCAAACUAACGUUAUGAAAGAUGGCAGAACAACCAAUGAAUCAAAAGAGGAUUUAACCCCUGAGGGCCGGAACUGCGCCAAGGUCUGCCUGACGAUAGUGGAGAUGGUCUAUGAUGCUUUUGAAGAAUUGAAAAAGAAAUGCAGUAACGAUUGGUACGGCAAACAAAUUAAUGCCAUUAGUAGUUUAGGUGGUUAUCUUAAGCGGAACGGCUAUAUUGUUUCGACUGGUUCCUCCAAGCAAGACGGGGAGUUGCGCAAUACGGGUGACAUGAUGGGUCAGCAUAUUAUCAAAAAUCUCAUUGGCGCAAUCACAGGCAGCGAAGGAAAUGGGCAUCUUCAAAAGUGUAAGGACGAUGACAAAAACAACUCAGAAGAAAAAGUCACGCAAGUUGCAUCGCCAGCACAGGUCAAUGUCAUGGCCAUACUCAAAUGCCUGUUCAGACACAUCCGACAAUAUAAUGAGGUCGGUCACUUCGUAAUUCACUCUAAACCUAAAACGCCUUGCAGUAUAUACGAAAUGUUGGUAUGGUUCACAGGGCUUACGUAUAACAGAGCCUAUCAAGCGUUGCAAGAUGACGGUUUCACAGGCCUACUUGUGAAGACUAAGAACCAUGUAGUAGAGAGGGACGACGACUUUGAAGUCGAAUACGUCGACAAGUCAUCCUACUACAUAGAAGCGUACCCACAGAAAAUCACGUACGAAGAAAUUAUGAAGUCGAUCAAUGACAUGUGCACCAACUCCCAUGAGCUGCUCACCACCAUCCUCGGCACA
Molecule: messenger RNA, 4023 nt
Organism: Babesia bigemina
Lineage: Eukaryota; Apicomplexa; Aconoidasida; Piroplasmida; Babesiidae
Exons: 1
Source: RefSeq, a predicted model, not a curated record